AUGCAGAUCAAGAUUCGCAUGCAAGAGUUGAGCGACACGAUGUAUGAUACGUCUGUGUACCAAGGACUAUCGCCAUACACGGUCAACGUCAACGGCGUUCUUUUACCCCGACUGGACGGAGCGUCGUCGCAAGAGAAGCCAUCUGAGCUUGUGUCCACGGCGACGACUGAAGCCAACUUGAAAAGCAUCGCUCAUGGGCUUCUAGAUUCCAGCCCACUCUUACUCACCGGCCUUGCGGGUUCAGGUAAGACGCUGCUCACGCGUCACUUUGCGUGGCAGCUUAACAAGCUCGACAAGAUGGUCACUCUCCACUUGAACGAGCAGAGCGACGCGAAGCUACUGAUUGGAAUGUACACUACCGGGGCAAAGCCAGGAACCUUCAGCUGGCGAGCCGGUGUCCUUACUACAGCUGUACGAGAAGGAAGGUGGAUAUUUAUUGAAGACCUGGAUCGAGCACCGAACGAGGUCAUCAGCACCCUUCUCCCACUCAUUGAGCGCGGCGAACUGCUCAUCCCCAGCCGAGGAGAGACUGUCCGAGCGGCACGAGGCUUCCGCAUUAUUGCGACCAUGCGAAGCACACUCAAUCCGCGUGGCCAAGAGAUUAUACCACGCCAAAACAUGAUCGGCCACCGAUUCUGGAAUUCAAUCACCGUGCAGAUGCCACAACUGGACGAGUUCCGACAAGUGAUUCACGCUAAAUAUCCCCCUUUGCAGAAACAUCUCCCAGGGAUCAUGCAAGUCUAUUCUCGAUUACUGCAACUGUACUCGGACGCCAAAUUCUCUUCCGAGAACGGGACAUCUCUGCGAGCCAUGACACCGCGAGACUUAUUAAAGUGGUGCGACCGGAUGGCUGUGCUACUUUCACAAGCUGCAACUUACAGCUCAGCGCAAAAAGACGACAUUUUCAUGGAGGCUUUUGAUUGCUUUGCAGGCAGUCUUCGCAGCGAGACGGCGCGCUUGAUGGUUAUGGAAUGUGUAGCUGAAGAACUUCACAUCGAUUCUCAGCGACGUGAUCAUUUGCUCAAAAAUCGUGAGGUGAAGCUUCAAAUGCCAACGAAGAACACAGCUUCUGGCACUCUUCAGAUCGGACGCGCUAGGCUAUCAAGACACAAAUCCUCAAAACGGAGUGGUUCAGGACGGCCAUUUUCUACCAAUGACUACACUCUGCGCCUCUUGGAGAAGAUUGCUGUAGCAGUGGACCGACAAGAGCCACUUCUACUAGUGGGUGAGACUGGUACUGGAAAAACAACCUGUAUCCAGUACCUGGCCGAGCAGCUUGGCCGGAAACUUGUAGCUUUCAACUUGUCUCAGCAAAGCGAGAGUGGGGACCUAAUUGGUGGUUUCAAGCCUGUCAACGUUCGCAGUCUGGUGAUUCCGCUCAAAGAUGAGUUCGACGAGAUCUUCGACACGACAUUUUCGAGAAAGAAGAACCUGCGCUUCCUCGAAAUGCUCGGUAAACGCGUGGCCAAGGGUGACUGGAAGCGUGUAUGCUCACUGUGGCGUGAGGCUUUGAAGAUGGUGGACGCAGCCAGAAAGUCGCAUGAAUCACGGACUUCGUCUCCAGACUCAGACGGUGGCCAGCCUAAGAAGAAGCGGAAGAUGGACUCAUUACCCGUAAACUUUCCGACGGCACGAUGGGAGAAAUUUGCGGCCGAUCUCCAUGACCUCGAAGCCCAGCUUGCCAGUGGUUCCGAAGCCUUUGCUUUCUCCUUUCUAGAAGGAAAUAUCGUCAAAGCAGUCAGAAACGGAGACUGGGUGCUUCUCGAUGAAAUCAAUUUGGCUUCUUCUGACACCCUAGAGGCGCUCACAGACCUUCUCGGCGGUGGUCCAGACGGUAACCCAUCCAUUCUUCUAACAGAGACUGGUAACAUUGAAAGAGUGGUAGCGCAUCCCAACUUCAGGGUGUUUGCAGCCAUGAAUCCUGCAACCGAUGUAGGGAAGAAGGAUCUGCCGCCGGGCAUUCGGUCGAGGUUCACCGAGCUCUAUGUUGAGAGUCCAGAUGGUGACGAGAAGAGCCUACGCAACAUCGUGGAGAAGUAUCUGGGCAGCGAUGGUACAGAUCCGGCGAUUUUGCGGGUAUCGCGAGAUGUCACCAGUCUCUACCUUGAGAUUCAAAGGCUGACCAAAGCGAACAUGCUUGUGGACGGCGCGGAUCAAAAGGCCCACUUCAGUCUGCGAACUUUGACACGAACCCUGUCGUAUGCAAGAGACAUCGCGCCUUUGUGCACUCUUCGCAGAGCGCUCUACGAAGGCUUCCACAUGAGCUUCUUGACAUUUCUCGGAAAGGCUUCUGAGGAUACUGUUGCUCCUCUCAUCACCAAGCAUCUAUUUCCACAAAAGGCUUCAAUGAAGGCCGAACUUGGGAAGCCACUUCAACAGCCAUCUGAUGGCCGAGGCUAUGUCAGACAAGGCCACUAUUGGCUCCGACAGGGCGCAUUCGAGGUCGAAGAACAAUCGCACUACAUCAUCACACCCUUUGUACAGCGCAACAUGAAUAAUCUAAUUCGUGCUGCCUCUACGCGCAAGUACCCUGUCUUGAUUCAGGGACCUACGUCUUCGGGCAAGACAAGUAUGAUCGAGUAUCUGGCGAAACGCUCCGGCAACAAGUUCGUCCGCAUCAACAACCACGAACAUACCGACCUGCAGGAAUACCUCGGCUCAUACAUCUCUGGCGCUGACGGCAAGCUUACAUUCCAAGAGGGUAUCCUUGUGAGGGCUCUACGGGAAGGCCACUGGAUAGUGUUGGACGAACUCAAUCUAGCGCCCACGGAUGUUCUCGAAGCACUCAAUCGUCUGCUCGAUGACAACCGUGAACUUCUCAUACCCGAAACACAACAAAUCGUCCGACCCCACGAAGACUUCAUGCUUUUUGCGACUCAAAAUCCAGCAGGCCUGUACGGUGGACGAAAGGUUUUGUCACGGGCUUUCCGCAAUCGUUUCCUUGAGCUUCAUUUCGACGACAUACCGGUAGAAGAACUCACUGAGAUUUUGCAUCGACGCACUAUGAUUCCGGAAACUUGGUGUAAACGCAUCGUCAAGGUCUACCGGGAGCUCUCCACUCUUCGACAAGAGAACCGCAUAUUCGAACAAAAGAGCUUUGCAACGCUGCGAGAUCUGUUCAGAUGGGCGCAGCGCAAAGCAGACACGAUUCAAGACCUCGCUAACAACGGGUAUAUGCUUCUUGCGGAGCGUGUGCGAAAGGAGGAAGAACGAGUCGCUGUCAAGAAGGUCAUGGAAACUGUCAUGAGUGAGAAGGGGCCUAAAGUCACGAUCGAUGUGGAGCAGCUGUUCAGUCCGGACAGCUUGUCGAAUAUCGAAGGGCUCAAUAAAGGUACAGCGAUAGCCAACACUGAUGUCGUCUGGACUCGGGCAAUGCGCAGGCUAUCUGUUCUUGUUGCGCACGCACUUCGCAACAACGAGCCAGUUUUACUCAUUGGAGAGACAGGCUGCGGUAAGACAACUGUCUGCCAGUUGCUCGCCGACCAUUUCAACAACCAACUGCAUAUCGUCAACGCUCAUCAGAACACGGAAACUGGCGACUUGAUUGGUGCACAACGACCCAUCAGAAACCGAUCUGCCAUUGAGGAACUGGUGAGAGAGCAGGUGCUGGAGGUGCUCUCUAGCAUACCGAAUGACCUCAUCCAAGAUGACACGGCUCAACUGAGCUACGAAGAGCUCUUGGCACUCUACGACAGGAUAGCUGGGGAAGCUUCUGACUCACUACCAGAGGACGCUCGUAAGACUAUACUCGUCAACAGAGUCAAGGCUGGUGCAUUGUUCGAAUGGGCAGACGGCAGUCUAGUGCAUGCAAUGAAGCAAGGUCACUACUUCCUUCUAGAUGAGAUCUCGCUGGCUGAUGAUUCCGUGCUUGAGCGCUUAAACAGUGUUCUUGAACCAUCGCGUACCCUUCUGCUAGCCGAGAAGGGACCCACAGACUCUUCAAUCAUAGCCAGCGAUGGCUUUCAGUUUCUCGCCACCAUGAACCCAGGUGGGGAUUAUGGCAAGAAGGAGCUUUCGCCCGCGCUUCGCAAUCGAUUCACUGAAAUCUGGGUCCCUGCAAUGUCUGAUCUUGAUGAUAUUCUGGAGAUCGUGCGAUCCAAGCUGAAGCCAGGCUUGGUGCAACAUGCCGGGGUCAUCGUCUCAUUCUCGCAAUGGUUCAACGACAAGUACAAUACCUCUGUCUCAUCUUCGAUCUCCAUUCGUGAUACGUUGGCUUGGGUUUCGUUCGUCAACAACUCUGCUCAUGCGGAUCCAAUUUUCAGUAUUGUGCAUGGUGCUGCGAUGGUCUUCAUAGACACGCUUGGCGCUAACCCAGCAGGUCUGUUGGCCAUUUCUGCCACAUCCAUUCAAGACGAGAAGAAGGCUUGCCUCCAUCAUCUGAGCAAGCUUCUCGGAAAAGAUGUCACCCCAGCGUAUUUCGGUGCCGUAGACAUCAUCAGCACGGAGCAAACUUUCCAACUGGGAUCGUUUUCCAUCCCAAAGUUCUCGUCAGCUGCAUCACAGUCGUCUAGCUUUGCACUCGAAGCCCCGACAACACGAUCCAAUGCCAUGCGAGUGGUUCGCGCACUCCAACUCGCCAAGCCUAUUUUACUGGAGGGUAACCCUGGUGUGGGCAAGACCACGCUUGUUACCGCUCUUGCUAGAGCCAUUGGCAAACCGCUGACCCGACUCAACUUAUCCGAGCAGACAGAUCUCAUGGAUCUCUUUGGCUCAGACGUGCCUGUAGAAGGCGGCGCAGCAGGUACUUUUGCAUGGCGAGACGCACCAUUCUUAAAAGCGAUGAAGAACGGUGACUGGGUACUCCUGGAUGAAAUGAAUCUGGCAUCGCAAUCCGUACUGGAAGGUCUCAACGCGGUGCUUGAUCAUCGUGGUGAAGUUUACAUUUCAGAACUCGACCAGACCUUCCACAAGCACCAGGAUUUCAGGGUCUUUGCAGCGCAGAACCCACAUCAUCAGGGUGGUGGUCGUAAAGGUCUCCCCGCUUCAUUCGUCAAUCGUUUCACGGUCGUAUAUGCAGACGUAUUCCGCCCAGAGGAUCUGACGCUUAUUUGCAGAAAGGUCUUUCCUAGCAUUCAAGAAGAGGAGGUCACUAAGCUCAUACGAUUUGUGGCCGAACUUGACGAACAAGUAGUCAUCCGUCGUGCAUUCGGCAAUCUUGGUGCACCAUGGGAGUUCAAUUUACGCGAUACGUUGCGCUGGCUUCAGCUUCUGGCAUCGACAGAGUUCCCUGGUUCAGCAAGCGACUUCCUGGAUACAGUUUUCGUACAACGCUUUCGCGCCGAGAGUGAUCGCAACCGAUUGCGUAAACUGUUUGAGAGCCAAUAUGGAGCCCACGAGCCUCGAAUGAGCCUAUUCCACAACUUGAGCACCAAUGCUGUACAGGUUGGCCUUGGUCUGCUACGUCGAGACACCGCAGUCACGCGCCCGGAUACUGUGUCAGCCCUCAAAGUCUCGCAACUUGGUCCUAUGGAAGCCCUGCUCAUAAGUGUCAAACAAAACUGGCCAGUUAUCGUCGUCGGGCCGCCUGGCUCGGGAAAGACAGCUAUGAUCAAUCAACUGGCUAGCUUUAUCGGCGCUGAUCUUGUCACGUUUUCUAUGAAUGCAGAUGUUGAUGCUAUGGACCUGGUGGGUGGAUACGAGCAGAUUGAUCCUACACGAGAGGUCCAUCAGUAUCUUCAGAAGAUCGAAGAGCUUAUCAGAAACCGCAUUGCAAGCUCUGAAAGACCCCUCCUGGCCCACAUCGAGCUGCUUGAGCUUCUUCAAGCUGCCUCUACGAACCCCGCUGAAAAUUUCAUGAUGCGACUUCUUGGAGUACUUGCUAGGCCUGAAAUAGGAGCAGCAGAUCUGGCUCAAGGCUUGCAAACGUCUCUUCAGGCGUCCAUUGAGCAGAUUGAUGGUGCCCGAUUCCAGUGGGUAGAUGGCAUUCUAAUCCGUGCGCUGGAACAGGGCAAGUGGCUGGUCCUUGACAAUGCCAACCUCUGCUCGAGCGCUGUCCUCGAUCGCCUGAACUCACUCCUGGAGCCUAAUGGCUACCUGUCCAUCAAUGAGCAUGCUACAGCUGACGGCGAAGCACGCAUUGUACAACCACAUCCGGACUUCCGAAUUUUCAUGACGAUGGAUGCAAAGUAUGGAGAGCUAUCGCGAGCCAUGCGAAACAGGGCUGUCGAGAUAUGCCUAUUGGAGCCAGGCCACGAGUUCAUCCGAACAAACAAGCCCAUUAUACAGUAUCCACUCGACUCGACUGUGUAUCGAUAUCGCCAGUUCCAAGAACAAGAGCAGCGUAUGGCGAUCACAUUAGAGCAGCGCUUUGAGCACUUGGGGCUUCAAGAUAAUGAGCUGUUGCCGAGCUUUACUAAGCAGGCCCUCCAAGGGCUUGUGGAAAUAUCUCCCAUACUCACAAACGGAUUCGACAACCAUGACACCAUCCAAGUAGUAUCUACGAACCCGACAGCGAAACUUGGAGAUCGAGUGUCUCACUUUGCGCGCUUCUUGGAAAAGACCUGGUCACCACAUGCGCAAUCAAUUACACGACAUCUUGGAGCCGAUGACAUGACAACGCUUGUUUCAUUCCACCUUUUUGGCAAUGAACUUUUUCUCCAUUGCACAGAAGUAUCGAAGGCUCUUUGUAAUUGGGGAACCUCAAUGUACGAGAUUAUGCUCGAUGUGUACAACAUGCAAACAGCGAUCCAGGACCUUCCAUCCGCCCGCUUCGAGCGGAGGAAAGAGAGGCAGAAGCUGCCAGCUUUCUUAUAUGCGUAUUGGCAAGGUCUUGUCAAGGUUGUCGAAGGUUUUUGGGGUGCGCUCCAAGAAAGUCAGCACUACGACCCCGCGUUCCUGAAGCCGUUGCGAACAUUGUUCUGGGCAUUUCAUGCCCUUGCCACUUCCACUACAUUCGAUCGCGCGACAUUCCAGACUUAUCUGAAGAUGCUUGCUUCCGCUAUUCCUACCACAUCCAUAGAGGUAGCUCCGCUCAUCAAGUCGAUGUCUACGACCCUCUCCAAGCAAAUUGCGGUCUUCGGAUCCGACGUUCAAUUAACCACUGGUCUGGGCAUGGAAAGUAUCUGGCGCGUCUUCAAACCAUCAACACCCAAAACUCAGAGUCAGCUAAAGGCUAUUCUUGAGCUUGAAAAUCUGGCUGAUAUGCUUGAUGCCAUGAUGUGGCGGUCAAACUUACGCGUAGACGAGAUGGUACAGAUGCGCGAGCGCAUAACCAGCUCUUUAGAUCUCGUGCGAGGUGAUCACGUUGACGCGCGAGAGCUUAUCGCUGCACUCCACGCAGCUGUACAAGAGCUUGAGGAAGGAAUCAGUGAAGACAACGUAGUAAUCACUCCGUACUUUGAGGAAGAGUUCGAAGGUCUCUGCCAAUUCUUGGAUGUCGCAUUCAAUCAUGAGUCUAUCGAGCGAUACACGUCACCUACACCUGUUGCUGUAGCCACGCGCGCAAAAUCAAGCUUGUUUGCUCGUCGACCCACAAAACUUGAAAACAUCGCAGUCGGACGGCCUGGUCACGCUUCAGAGACUUUUGCCAAGGUCUAUCGCCACCUAGGUCUCACACGCCAGGUAGUCAAUUCCAUGGUACUACAAGGGCGUUUCCAUACGUCGGUUCUAGGGAAAUUGUACGGCGCAGACGAAGUGCACCUUGCGCAGCUUGAUCGUUUCGAGACUGAACUACAGGUGCUUGCACAGCAGCUUUCACUCGACGCCGGUCGCAUUACAUAUGAUCAGUCGGCUGCCUUGGAUAGACUCUACGAGGAUAUCUACAAUCAGCUCAUUGCGUCCCAUUCUGCCGAUAUCGUCAAUGAUGCAAACUCGGAUGGACUCAUUGUAUCUUUGGAAGCAGAAAUGACCAACCUAUACCGUUCAACCCUGGAAGACGGUAUUGCAAAGUGCUUUAGGGCACCGGGCUCUGUUGUUGAUGCAGCAGCUUGGAUCCAUCUAGGAUUAUUUGGUUUGCGUUUAUACGUACCCAACUACCCACAUGAUCCUGCGCUCAGGCCUAUGAUUGAACGCGACAUGUUCAACGCAGAGAAAAAUUCUCUCCUGCAGGCACUCGAUGCCUUGAGACAGUUCCAACUCGAUACCACAGGCCAAGACACAAGUUUCCGCAUCCGAAAGGUCAAGAAAGUGCUUGACAACAUGGGCCAAGAACCACCUGUACCGGCUAUCGUUCGUCCAGAGAUCUCUUCUCUCGAUGAUCUCCAGGGCGAGUUCAUGAAUUUGCUCAGCACUAUAAAACCGCUCCUCAAUCGAUCGAUGUCAGUUCAAGAGGCGGCUCGUGAUGUCACAUUACAACAGAACAUCCUCCGCAUUAUCCAGCGCAUCACAGAAGGAUAUCGGGCGUAUGACGAUAUCACAGAUACCGCCGUGGGCUUCCUCAUAUGCUUGCAGAUUGGUCUCAUCAUGGGCCAAAGAGAAGAAGAAAAGAAAGCACAAAGCCCCGUCAGCAACAGUUUGGCGUACAUGUCCUCAAAGUCUCCAUUCUUCGGAAGGUUGGAGCCAUUGGAAAAGUCAGAGUGUUUGUUACGGUCGAUGGAGGAGGCAUUGGGCCAGCGCGGCCAUGCAAUCGAUCUCAGGUGGCACACAUUACACUCGAUACAGCUGCUAAAGAGUACCGAUCCGGCAGCUAUGACGACUUACGCGGCGAGGAACCUUUUGCAUGAUCUUUUCUCCAGUUUAUACGGAGAUUGGAAAACCAAGCUUCUCCAGGACCAAGAGAAGGAGGCACAAAAUUCAAGUCUGUACACUUAUCGAGGGAUGGACGAUGACGAUGAUGAGGAAGAUCUUUCCCUCUUUCCUGACUACGAGGCCGACCAGGAGCAACAAGACAUGCCGCCCCGGCUACCAUCUAGCUCCCGGGACCAUGCCAUUCGACUUGCCAACAUCCAUUCCGAACUUUUCCUUGAUGGGCGGGAUGCAACAGAUUCAGUCAAAUCUUUGAUAGGCUGGUGCGCGACAGAGCUCAAUCGUAUCUCGGAUGGCAAGGCACACUGCAGCAAGCACGAAGAUGCCUUGCCAGUCAUUUACCUCGCGCUGGAAAAGAAGGUCAAAGAUUUAUCUUACAUCGGCACCGCAAGGACCUACAAUUUCUACUUCGAUCCCAACCUUUCUGAAGCGAAGCGACUCAUUGCGCUAGUCCAGCGCAUCCAGAUCCGCUACCGCCAGAUACGCAAUGUUUGGCCCGAACAUGCCACACUAUCUGACGUCCUGCGCACAUGCGACGAAGCUCUGGAGUUCCGACAUGUCGACCCCGUGGCGAAAUUCAUAACCAAGGCCGAAAAGCUUUACGCGUACAUGCACGAGUGGCAGAAGGUCGCAAGCAAAGAGUAUAGUACUGCUAGUCUUUAUGAUGAUCUUACAAAGCUUCUCGUCAGUUGGAGAGAACUUGAGCUUACGACUUGGGCUCGAUUGUUUGAUAUGGAAGAAGAAAAGUACCGCGACGAUGCAAAGAGUUGGUUUUUUGUUGCAUAUGAGACGGUUAUCGCCGCAUCGGAGAGUGUUGAGGACGAAGGGGCUUUGCAGACACAUGCCAAGGAUCUCCUCAAGUCACUUGAAGGCUUCUUUGAGACAACAACGCUUGGACAAUUCGAGCAGCGCAUCAAGCUCCUGCAACAACUUCGCCAACACGCUGCCAUGCGCAUGCAGGAGUUUGAUGCAUUCAAGAUCCUGCAUUUAGCGCUCGACAACUUCAUUGCCUACUAUUCCCGCCUCGAGAAGCCUGUGCAUGAAACGCUCGCCAAAGGCCGACAAGUUCUGGAAAAGCAAAUCACCGAUGUCAUCAAACUCGCAAGCUGGAAAGAUACGAACAUAGAAGUGCUGAAGCAAAGCGCAAAGACGAAUCAUCGGAAACUCACCAAACUAGUGAGGAAGUUCCGAGCUCUGCUCAAUCGUCCUAUCUCUAGUAUCAUGACAAACGGCUUCCCGGAAGAGAUUCAUUUGGUGCAGGACAUUACUAUUGAGACGGUUGGCACAGCUGUCAACCCUGAAGCUGUAGAAGUUUGCACAAGCAGUAUUCCAGAUUGGUCAGGGCGACCCACGCGUUUCAAGAACCUUGGUGUUACAGUGUCGAUGAUGCGUAACCUUGCAGUCCCCAGGACUGAGAGUGUCGACGGCGCGUCACAUAUCAGUGACUUCAUCGCAGAGCUUUCGAGCUCGAUUAUUGAGCUUCAAAAGGCCACUCCUACGACAUUGACCGAGGAGAACAAAGCAUCAGUGCAGCAUCUGAAAACCCAGAAGCGCAAGCUUUACGCCGACACAAUGAAGGAGCUGCGUCAGAUGGGUAUUAAUUCUAAUCUCAGUGUUGAUACUCUGGCGAAGCAAGAUGAACUCUCAACGAUCCUCUCCACGAUACCGCUCGUCAAGGGUGGCGAAGACACUGGGCGUGCAGCGGAAUACCAUUUGCACAAGGCACUCAACAUCAUGCCUCAAGUCCGUGCCGUGACUAGAGAGCACUCAGGCGAUCUUACGGCCAAUGAUGUGGCCAGAAGUAUUGGAUAUCUGGAGGGCUUGCUACAUGCUUCCAUUCGGCAACGAACAGUGUUAAGCAAAGCUGCGCAAAGCCUUGAACUCGCAAAGGUUCCAGUCUCGCUUGUUAAAAGUUUGUGUCAGACAGAGCAUGGUAAAAUUACUUGGAUGUCUGAGCAACAAGCUGGAGUCACAUCUUCCUUACAGCCCCAACUCCGAUGGCUCGCUGCCAUGCUCCAAACAGGUACUGAUGUUGUCAACGCCCAAGCCAAGUUAGGCAAGACAAACGAGCUGGAUGUAUUGAUCCGACACAUGCGCGAAUGGACCGUCAAGAUCAAAGGGCUCGCUGAUGCCUACGAUCAGUUGCCCAUAUUGCCACUCAACGUCAAGUCGGAUGCUCAUCAAACGCUGAAUCAGUCCGUCGGAGCUCACCUGAGAGACCUGCAAACUUUGUUUGGAGACUGGAUUCGCGAAAGCGACAUGGCUAGAACCGUGCUGCGUCAUAUCAAGCCAUUCCUCUUUCACUAUGCAGAAUCUGGAAUCAUUAGUUUUUCGGAAGACGCACGCAUCACAGUCGAGUCCCAUGCAAAAGACAUCUUUGCGUCUCUGGAUCUUGUUCUCGGAUCUAUGCAAGACGUUGAAGUGGCAAUGAAGAACAUACCGGAUUCGAUUGACGAUACAUCGUGGCUUGUCAAAGAAGAACAGGCGGUUUCAGCCGCCCUCAGUGCCCUGCAUGCUCCUCAAAUUAGUACUGCUUUACAAAGUCUGCUAGACGGUAUACAGUACCUUUACGAAGAUACUAGCGUGCAAAGGAUUGCUGCAUUGUUUGCUUCAGUCAAGCCUAUACUGGAUCAGUAUGUGGCAACGCAUGAGUACCUUGUCAAGCGUUUCGACGCACUACAUGCAUCAACUGCCAAUCUCCUCCAUCGCUUGUCAAAAUCUUUCAUCCAAAUCGGUACACAGGGUUUCUGUCAGCCCCCUGAAAAGUCGAAUGAUCCUCAAAAGGGUAAAGAUGAGAAGCUCGAAGCUGGCACCGGUCUUGGCGAAGGCGAAGGUGCGGAAGACAUCUCCAAAGACAUCGAAGACGAUGAAGACCUGGAGGAUCUGGCUCAGGAGCAGAAGGGCGAGCGUGAAGGUAGUAUCGAAGACCAAGAAGACGCGGUCGACAUGGGUGAACAAGAGAUGGAGGGUGAGACUGAAGAAGUGGGCGAAAAGGAAGACAAGGGUGAUGAAUCUGGGGAGGAAGGAGACGAUGAUGCGCAAAGCGAAGUCGGCAGUGUUGAUGAUCUUGGUCCCAGUGCUGUCGAUGAGAAAAUGUGGGAUGACGGUAGCAAGGAAGACGACGCGAAAGACAAAGAGGGGAAACAGGAUGUCGGUACAGAAGAUCAAGAUGAACAAGUAGCUGCCGAACAGAAGGAAAAAGAGAAGGGCGGCGAGGAUGGAGACGAAGAGGACAAGGAGGAAAAGAAAGAGGGCCAAGAAGAUGAGGAGAUGGAAAUGGAAGGUGAAGAUCAGGAGGAGAACGUCGGUGUUGGAGAGAAGGAACAGAUGGAUCCGCAUGCUAAAGAAGAAGAGACACUUGAUUUACCCGAAGAUCUGAACAUGGAUGGACAAGAUGACGAGGGCAAAGAGGACGACGACUUCGGGGAUAUAGAUAUGGGCGACGAUCUACCGGAAGAUGAGAUGGAACCCGAUGUCGACCAAGGGCAGCCUGAUACUAUCGACGAAGACAUUGGCCCUGAGCAAGAAGGUGAAGAGGAAAAGGACACCACCGGCCAUGUUGAAGAUGAAGAGCAGCCCGAAGGAGAGCAAGAGGACGAAGGAGAUGAACUCAUGGACGACGAAGCUAUACCUCUUCCAGACGAAAACAUACCAGAUGAUGAGACUAGCGACGUAAAAGACACCGAUCAGGCUGAUCCUAACGCCGAGGCAGGUGCAGGUACGGAUGCAAACGAAGAAGCUCACAAGAAUAAGAAGGAACAAGCUUCUGCAAGUGCUGCAAACCAGGAUGAAGGCCAGGAAGGAGAGCGUUCUGAUCAACAGCAAGUGCCGACGACUGACGACGGACAACUGGGAGAGACAGCGGCGCCUGAUGCGGGCGGUCAAGGCGAGCAGCCUGAGGAGUCUCGCGAGAAGCAGUCGUUCAAGAAACUGGGCGAUGUACUAGAAAAGUGGUACAACCAGCAGAAGCAGAUCCAGGAUGCUCGCGAAAAAGAUGGGACGCAAGCACAACAGAUCGAUAAAGAGAUCGACCUGGCUGAUGCAGACUUCGAGCACUUGGGAGAUGAAGAGGAGCAGGCCGAUACACAGGCAUUGGGCACCGCGACCGAGGAGCAGGCUAAGACCUUAGAUCAUGACAUGGCUUUGCCGAUGAAUGAGGAAGAUGAGAAGAUCGCGACUCGGCCUGAAGACAAUGACGAAGAGAUGACCGGGGCUGACAAGGAUGUUGACAUGGAAGAUGCUGAGCAGACACAAGACCACGAUGAAGAAGCUCAGCAGCCACAAUCCAACGCGAUGGAAGGUCAGCCGCAAGCCUUCGUUGGCGAGAAACGACCGUUCCCUGACCAAGAAGACGAAAACAUGGCCGACGCCGUCCCACUCGAAGACGACGACGCAGCAUCCACCACGUCUUCAGCCGAAAACAUCGAAGCCCAGCUCUCACUAACGCAUCUAGACCCUUCAACAAUGGACCCAACUUCCGCACGUGCUCUUUGGCUCGCCCACGAGGCUUCCACACAUUCUCUCUCUCAACAGCUGACGGAGCACCUCCGUCUCAUCCUUGCACCAACUCUCGCCACUAAGUUGCGCGGUGACUUCCGCACCGGUAAACGUCUCAACCUCAAGCGCAUCAUCCCGUACAUCGCAUCGGGCUACAAGCGCGACAAGAUCUGGCUCCGACGCAGCAUGCCAAGCAAGAGAAGCUACCAAGUCAUGAUCGCCCUCGACAACAGUGGCAGUAUGGCCGACAGCGGAGCCAGCAAUCUUGCACUCAAGACUCUCACGCUCGUCACCCGCUCGCUCUCUAUGUUAGAAGUCGGCGAAGUAUCUGUUGUUGGCUUCGGCGACCAUGUCAACGUCGCCCACGAUUUCGACAAGCCCUUCACCUCUGAAGCCGGCGUCCGCGUCUUCGAACAAUUCGGUUUCGACGCAAAGAAGACCAAUGUCCGGGGCCUCGUCGACAAGAGUCUCCAGCUAUUCAAAGACGCCAGACAAAAAGGGUCGAGCUCGGCUGGCGAAGAUCUUUGGCAGUUGAUGCUCAUCGUCAGUGAUGGUUUGUGCGACGACCACGCCGAGAUCCAACGUCUGGUCCGCAAAGCACAGGAAGAGCGCGUCAUGAUCGUUUUCAUCAUCAUCGAUAGCUCUGGUGCUGCGCCUUUUGUGCCCAUGCCUACUCAAAGCGACAACCCUGGUGCGCAGCCACCUGCGCCGCAGAAAGAGCAGACGAAAACUUCCAUCUUGGAUCUGCAGUCCGCAGUCUUUACACCAGAGGGAAAGAUUGUAAGAUAUAAGUACAUGGAGCAGUUUCCAUUUAGGUAUUAUUUGGUGGUCAGGGAUGUUAGGGAGUUGCCGGGUGUGCUCGCUGGAGCGUUGAGACAGUGGUUUGGAGAGGUGGCUGGGAGUGUUUAA
Molecule: messenger RNA, 14088 nt
Organism: Pyrenophora tritici-repentis Pt-1C-BFP
Lineage: Eukaryota; Fungi; Ascomycota; Dothideomycetes; Pleosporales; Pleosporaceae
Source: RefSeq, a predicted model, not a curated record